AUGUAUAGAACAGCACAUUCGCAAGAGCAAAAUGUCAAUGAUGAGAACAAAAUCCUAGAAUCUAGCAAGCAAGAUAAGUCAAUUUCAGUUCCAAAUGCAUAUGCAAGUAUAAAAUCACGUACUGCAUUAGGUGUUAUUUCAGAUUCAACCUUGAAUCAGAGUCAGACAAAUCCUAGAUAUCAAUCUCAAGGACACUAUUUUCCACAUUCUCAUCAACACGAUCAGCAACAUGACCAUCAACAUCAAUACCAAUCUAACCACAUAGAUGCACAUGUAAGUCAUAGGGGGAAGAUACCCAUUCUCUCUGACAAUCAGAAAAACCAAGUUACACAUUCCGGUUCUGUAUCGACUAUUUCAACAUCAGAAGAUGUAAUGGAUCAGUCAAGUAAUGAUGAGGCAAAUUACAUCCAUGAAGAACAGGAUGAAGAAUUUGAAAGUGAUGAUUAUUCAUUCAAUCAGCCACUAUCACCAAUAAUGUCCCUGAAAAUUGAGCAGGAAAUCGAUAGGGUUUAUACUAAAUUUUCUAGAACUGAACUCGAUCCAAAUGAUGAAGACACUUAUGAUUGUACAAUGGUGGCUGAGUAUGGUAAUCGGAUUUUCAAUUAUUUGCAUGAAUUGGAAAUCAAAUACAAACCGAAUCCAAGGUAUGUUGAACAAAUACAAAAGGAUCUAUGUUGGGAGCAUAGAUCAACAUUAAUGGAUUGGCUGGUUCAACUUCAUUCAAGAUUCAACCUUUUACCAGAGACUUUGUUUCUUGCAGUUAAUAUAAUUGAUCGGUUUUUAAGUAAAAAGACCAUUUCAUUAUCGAGGUUUCAGUUGUGUGGUGCUGUUGCCUUAUUUAUUGCAGCUAAGUAUGAGGAAAUAAAUGUGCCGACCGUUUCUCAAAUGGUUUAUAUGGUAAGCAAUCAAUAUCCGAGGGAUGCUUUUCUAAGAGCUGAGCGGUUUAUGGUGGAGGUACUAGGAUUUGAAUUUGGAUGGCCCGGUCCAAUGUCCUUCUUAAGACGGGGAUCAAAAGCGGAUGAUUAUGAUGCAGAAGUUAGAACUUUAGCAAAGUAUUUUUUGGAAAUCACAAUCAUGGAUUCAAGAUUUGUUUCUUCUCCGCCUAGCUGGUUAGCAGCGGGCGCUCAAUAUCUUUCUAGGAGAAUGUUAGCACGUGGUGAAUGGAGUGAAGCUCAUGUUUAUUAUACUGGUUAUACAGCCGAACAACUGGAACCUCUUGCAUUAUAUUUUGAACAUUGUUGUUUAAAUGCCGAGUCUCAUCAUAAAUCUAUAUAUCAAAAGUACAGUGAGAGACGGUUCAAGAGGGCCUCAUUGUAUGCAAAUCAAUAUGUUCGUGAACUAUACAAUUCUUGA
Molecule: messenger RNA, 1353 nt
Organism: Pichia kudriavzevii
Lineage: Eukaryota; Fungi; Ascomycota; Pichiomycetes; Pichiales; Pichiaceae
Exons: 1
Coding region: 1-1353 (450 amino acids)
Biological process (GO): mitotic cell cycle phase transition; regulation of cyclin-dependent protein serine/threonine kinase activity
Cellular component (GO): cytoplasm; centrosome; cyclin-dependent protein kinase holoenzyme complex
Molecular function (GO): cyclin-dependent protein serine/threonine kinase regulator activity
Source: RefSeq, a predicted model, not a curated record